Messenger RNA from Musa acuminata AAA Group (dessert banana), 1140 nucleotides. RefSeq names its product arabinosyltransferase XEG113-like. Gene Ontology annotation, cellular component: Golgi apparatus. Gene Ontology annotation, molecular function: arabinosyltransferase activity. The coding region runs from base 108 to 911 and encodes 267 amino acids. The transcript is spliced from 5 exons. NCBI's taxonomy places the organism in Eukaryota, Viridiplantae, Streptophyta, Magnoliopsida, Zingiberales, Musaceae. The record is from RefSeq and is a predicted model, not a curated record. Gene Ontology annotation, biological process: cell wall pectin biosynthetic process.
UGAAGGGUUCGGCUGAAGGGUCGCCGGUUGUUAAAGGGUUCGCCGGCUGUUAAAGGGUUCGUGAACGGCUCUUCCGCCGAACACGUCUGAUCGCAUUCUUCCUUCUAAUGGCGACGUGCAAUCCAUUGUUUUUGGCGAUCUAUGCCACGAUUGUUGCCGGUAUUAUCUUCUGUACUUUUGUGAUUCUCUCCUCGGUCUAUACUUCCUCACCUGCAGUCGGCGCCGGCGAUGGAGGAAACGAAAAAUACUUCCCGUCGCCGAAAGUAACCGGAACACCAAGGCUGCAAAGAGAGCCUUCGGACAUGUUCACAAGAGCCAUAUGGGAUGUGCCCGUUGAUAGUAAAAUGCCUGAUAUGAAGUCGUUUCUACUAACCAAGGAGAUGGUGAAGCACCGUGCAAAAGAUAAUAUCAUCAUUGUGACAUUUGGGAACCACGCAUUCCUGGACUUUAUCUUGAAUUGGGUCAAACACCUAACGGAUCUUAAUAUUUUUAACAUUCUUGUUGGUGCUAUGGAUACCAAAUUAUUGGAGGCUUUGUAUUGGAAAGGGAUUCCUGUUUUUGACAUGGGCAGCAAAAUGGUAACAGUAGAUGUUGGGUGGGGAUCUGCCAAAUUUCAAAAAAUGGGAAGGGAAAAAGUAUUGUUGAUAAAUGCUCUCCUACCUUUUGGUUAUGAGUUACUAAUGUGUGAUACAGAUAUGGUUUGGUUAAAGAACCCACUUCCAUAUUUUGCUCGUUUUCCUGAAGCAGAUAUGUUAACAUCAAGCGAUCAGAUUAGACCAACAACAACUGAUGACAGUUUGGAAGUCUGGCAGAAUGUAACUACUGCCUACAAUAUUGGAAUAUUUCAUUGGCGUCCCACUGAUGUUGCAAAAAGGCUAGCUAGGGAGUGGAAAGAUAUACUUUUUAAGUGAUGACCAGAAAUGGGACCAGACUAGCUUUAAUGAUCUUGUCCACCAAGUUUUAGGACCAUCACUUGAAGGAGAAAGUGGACUUUUUGAUGCUUAUGAUGGGACCCUUAAGCUGGGUCUUUUGCUAGCAAGUAUAUUUUGCAGUGGGCACAUAUACUUUGUCCAGGUAGUUCCUUUUGAUGGUCUUUGUAGCUGUUAAUUCAUUGUUGCUCAUCCAAUUGUGGUUAAUUCA